CGAGAACAGUGCUAGGCAAGGGGGCAGGCAUUUGCGGAAGCUGCCUGCUUUCACCCGGAGGGGAAGUCCCUGGUGAGACUCUGGAGAGCGGGUUUUGAGGGUCCAGCCCAGCCCAAGGAGCGAGGUCGCAGCAGGAGCGGUGGUGGCGCAGGUGACGAGGCGGCAGCCAAGCCUCCUGGACCCGGCCUAAGGGGUUCGGCUGGGCGCCUGGGUUCCCAGCGCGGCUGGACACUUCUCUCCGCCUGGCGGGGCGCGGCGACAGCGGCGAGGAUGGCACAAAAGAAAUAUCUUCAAGCAAAACUAACUCAGUUUUUAAGGGAAGACAGGAUUCAACUUUGGAAACCUCCAUAUACAGAUGAAAAUAAAGAACUUGGCUUAGCAUUGAAGGACCUUGCUAAGAAGUACUCUGACAAGCUAGAAUGCUGUGAAAAUGAAGUAGAAAAGAUAAUAGAAGAAAUACGUUGCAAAGCAAUUGAACGUGGAACAGGAAAUGAAAAUUACAAAACAACAGGAAUCGCUACAAUCGAGGUGUUUUUACCACCAAGACUAAGAAAAGAUAGGAAAAACUUGUUGGAAACUCGAUUGCACAUCACUGGCAGAGAGCUGAGGUCUAAAAUAGCUGAAACCUUUGGAUUUCAGGAAAAUUAUAUCAAAAUUGUCAUAAACAAGAAACAGCUUCAACUAGGGAAAACACUUGAAGAACAAGGAGUGACUCACAACGUAAAAGCAAUGGUGCUUGAACUGAAACAAUCUGAAGAGGAUGUGAGGAAAAACUUCCAGGUGGAGGGAGAGGAACAAAAUGAGGCUGAACUGAAAGAAAAACGAAUUCAGAGGACUAAAAGAGGACUAGAGAUACUGGCAGAGAGAGCCGAGAUGGUGGUGGAUUCAGAGACUACACCGUACUUAGACAUAGCUAACCAGACAGGCAGAUCAAUCAGAAUUCCCCCAUCAGAAAGAAAAGCCCUUAUGUUAGCUAUGGGAUAUCAUGAAAAGGGCAGAGCUUUCCUGAAAAGAAAAGAAUAUGGAAUAGCCCUGCCAUGUCUGUUGGAUGCUGACAAAUAUUUCUGUGAGUGCUGCAGAGAGCUGCUGGACACAGUGGAUAACUACGCAGUGCUCCAGCUGGAUAUAGUGUGGUGUUACUUCCGCUUGGAACAACUGGAAUGCCUUGAUGAUGCUGAAAAAAAAUUAAACUUGGCCCAGAAAUGCUUUAAAAAUUGCUACGGAGAAAAUCAUCAGAGACUGGUCCACAUAAAAGGAAAUUGUGGGAAAGAGAAGGUAUUGUUUUUAAGACUCUACUUGCUUCAAGGUAUUCGAAAUUAUCACAGUGGAAAUGGUGAAGAAGCUUGUGAGUAUCUCAAUAAGGCACGUCAGCUCUUUAAAGAGCUAUAUAUUGAUCCAUCAAAAGUUCACAACUUGUUGCAGUUGGGAUUUACUGCCCAGGAAGCCCGGCUUGGCCUGAGGGCAUGUGAUGGGAACGUGGAUCAUGCAGCUACUCACAUUACCAACCGCAGAGAGGAAUUGGCCCAAAUAAGGAAAGAAGAAAAAGAGAAGAAAAGACGCUGCCUGGAGAACAUCAACUCUCUGAAGGGCAUGGGCUACUCCACGCACGCGGCCAAGCAGGCGCUUCACCAGGCCAGUGGCAACCUGGAUGAGGCCCUGAAGAUUCUGCUCAGUAAUCCCCAGAUGUGGUGGUUAAAUGAUUCCGAUCCUGAAACCAGCAACCAUCAAGAAAGCCCUGCCCAGGAAAACAUUGACCAACUGGUGUACAUGGGCUUUGACGCCACAGUGGCCAAAGCUGCACUGAGAGUGUUCCGAGGUAACGUCCAGCUGGCAGCGCAGACCCUUGCUCACAACGGGGGCAGCCUCCCUCCUGACCUGCGGCUCUCGGCAGAAGACUCUUCGUCAACACCAUCCACAUCCCCUUCAGAUUCUGCAGGAACCUCUAGUGCCUCGACAGACGAAGACAUGGAGACAGAGGCCGUCAAUGAGAUCCUGGAAGAUAUUCCAGAACAUGAGGAAGAUUAUCUAGACUCAACUCUGGAAGAUGAAGAAAUUAUUAUUGCAGAGUACCUAUCCUAUGUAGAAAACAUAAAGUUGGCAACAAAGAAAAACUAAAUAAUGAACAGAAAUAAGUAUAAGUUGCUGCUUAUAAACGCUAUCAUUAUGAAAAG
Molecule: messenger RNA, 2171 nt
Organism: Nycticebus coucang (slow loris)
Lineage: Eukaryota; Metazoa; Chordata; Mammalia; Primates; Lorisidae
Gene: NUB1
Product: negative regulator of ubiquitin like proteins 1
Exons: 15
Coding region: 271-2115 (614 amino acids)
Biological process (GO): regulation of ubiquitin-dependent protein catabolic process
Molecular function (GO): protein binding
Source: RefSeq, a predicted model, not a curated record